UUUUACAUAUUGCGAACUCUUCAUAGUCCAUUUUAUGGUUUAAUGUUUCGCAAAAAGAUUCCCUUGAUUGCGCUGCUGAUAUUUUUCUUCUUCAUAAAGUUUCGCCUUUUCAGCUUCCGGGCACAUCUACAUUUUAUGCAAUUAAUUAUUACAUCUCUUGUGAAAUGAUGAGUAGUUGAAUAAUUUGUAGAGAGCAUGAGCAGGCGCCAUCAUUUUUCACCUAUUUCUUCAAGCUUUUUAUUAUUUUGUUCUUUUUUGAGCAAAUGUUUUCGGUUAAAAAGAUUGAAACAACUUCAAGUUUAAUUUUUGGCCCCCCCCUCAUGAGAUUGAGGAAGCGUAGACAAUGCUUUCCUUCUUGCUCUUCUCUUCACAGAGUUGAUGAGGAUGAAAUCUAUUGGAGGCAGAAGAAGGGUGAUGAAGAGUUGGAACGGUCACAGAAUUCGACUCAUGUAUUAUCACAGUUAGUUCAAUGUUUCACUAAUGCUAUGGUUGGACCACGAGCCUGGAUAGGAGGGCUCUUUAACCGCACAAACAAUAGACGUAAUGAGAAGUUUAUCAACUACACUUUGACUCCUCCUCAGGAACAUGAACUUCAAAGACUUCAAGAACGGCUACAAACUCCUUUUGACGAGAGUCGCCUUGAUCAUCAAGAAUCUCUUAGAGCACUAUGGCAUAUUGCCUUUCCAGAUGUUGCCCUAAAUGGCUUAAUCUCUGAGCAAUGGAAAGAAAUGGGAUGGCAAGGUCCUAAUCCGUCAACCGAUUUUAGGGGUUGCGGUUUUAUUUCUCUUGAAAACUUGCUGUUUUUCGCCAGGAAUUAUCCGGCAUCUUUUCGCAGGUUGUUGUUCAAGCAAGAUGGGAAUCGAGCAACUUGGGAAUACCCAUUCGCUGUUGCUGGCAUUAAUGUGUCAUUUAUGUUGAUUCAGAUGUUGGAUUUAUUCUCAGAUAAACCAAGAUGUCUUCCAGGAAUAAAUUUUAUCAGAAUAUUAGGAGAAGAUGAAAAAGCCUUUGAUGUACUAUACUGUAUAGCUUUUGAACUGAUGGAUGCCCAAUGGCUUGGAAUGCAUGCAUCCUAUAUGGAGUUUAAUGAGGUUUUAAAAGUGACCCGGCUGCAAUUGGAGAGAGAACUUUCUUUGGAAGAUGUUCAUCGGAUACAAGAUUUACCAUCAUACAACCUGUUGUACCAGUAACUUUUUUUCUGCAACUCUUCAAACUCAUAAAAAAUUACCAUGGACAGUUUUGCAAUGAAACUGAAUAUUUUGAUCCAAAGACCUGUAACUACUCUUGGACACCUGAGUUUUUUACAUCUGAUAUUUGUACCGAAGAAUGGUGCAAGACAGUUUUGUGGAUCAAUUUGUCAUUGAACCCCGAAAUGUCUAGACGACUGCAGCUGGACUUUCAGAUUGACAUACACCUUGCUCCUAAUCUAUUGUCAAAGUAUUUUGGCGUUUAUAUGGCAACCAAUGUGAAACAAAAGACGAAGGCCACUUCUGCAGAAAGCUCAGAUAAUGUAAGAUGAUGCUGUGUAGACAUUAGUCAAUAUGAUGAUUAGACUGAAACUGGAGCAAAUAUAUAUGCCCAUGGAACAUGAAUUUGCAUUUUG
This is a messenger RNA of Mangifera indica (mango), 1600 nucleotides long. RefSeq names its product ELMO domain-containing protein A-like. The transcript is spliced from 10 exons. NCBI's taxonomy places the organism in Eukaryota, Viridiplantae, Streptophyta, Magnoliopsida, Sapindales, Anacardiaceae. The record is from RefSeq and is a predicted model, not a curated record. The coding region runs from base 264 to 1187 and encodes 307 amino acids.